Molecule: messenger RNA, 714 nt
Organism: Camellia sinensis
Lineage: Eukaryota; Viridiplantae; Streptophyta; Magnoliopsida; Ericales; Theaceae
Source: RefSeq, a predicted model, not a curated record
AUGACUGAGCCGUUGCAAAAGAGGAACAAUGGGACUGCAAAAAGGAACAAUGUCUUUACUGAUAAUGAUCUCUACUCUAAUCUUUUGAUUGAAACAUUAAUUAAGCCUGGUUUGGAUAAUCUUUACUCUAAUCUUUUGAUUGAAACAUUAAUUAAUCUUUAUCUUUCCUUCUCAGUAGCUCUAAUCACCUACAACGCAAUCAUCUCAGCCAAUGCUCCUCUCAAACAGGACUUCCCAUCAUCAUCCUCAUCAAGUGGGUUCAAACCCAUCAUCAAGAUGCCAAUUGACAGAUCCAAAACAACAGCACCCAAGAAGAGGCUGUUCCACACGGCGGUUACAGCCUCUGAUUCAGUGUACAAUACAUGGCAGGCUAGGAUUAUGUACUACUGGUUCAAGCAAGUCAAGGAUGGUCCCAAUUCUGAGAUGGGUGGCUUCACCAGGAUCUUGCAUUCUGGGAAACCUGACAGCUUCAUGGAUGAGAUCCCAACAUUUGUUGCUCAGCCUCUCCCUGCUGGAACCGAUCAAGUUUUAUUCAUAGGGUUUCUUCCAAUUUAAGACAUUCUAAUUCAUCUCAGUUUGUGCUUUAUAUUCUCUCUUUUCAGUAAAUUUUGGGCUUGCACAUUCUUAUUUGAGAAACUAACUUCACAAAUUCAACUGAUUUGCAGUUUGGGAUUUUGGGUUUACUUUGUUUUUCCAUUUUGGUUUGAUGUUGGU